UCAUGCUGCUGCCAGGUCCAGAGUGUCUCAUGGGUGCCUUACGGGCCUCCCAUUGCUGCUGCCAGGCCCCUAAUCUUGCCAUGGGCCCCUGUACCGGCCCGCCUCCUCAUGCUGCUGCCAAGGUCCACAGUCUCUCAUGGGUCCCUGUACGGCCACAACACCAUUGCUGCUGUAAAAAAAUCGCCACACUCUGCCAUGUGCCACUUUCAGGUCCUCCUCACACACUGCUGGUGUGUUUCAAUUUUUUGACAUAGGGUGCUGGCAGAUUACGGGCCUCCCAUAGCUGCUGCCAGGCCCCCCGUAAUCUGCCAUGGGCCCCUGUACCGCCUCCUCAUGCUGCUG
Molecule: messenger RNA, 342 nt
Organism: Staurois parvus
Lineage: Eukaryota; Metazoa; Chordata; Amphibia; Anura; Ranidae
Source: the annotation of a GenBank genome assembly